Molecule: messenger RNA, 7073 nt
Organism: Malaclemys terrapin pileata
Lineage: Eukaryota; Metazoa; Chordata; Testudines; Emydidae
Gene: GPR161
Product: G protein-coupled receptor 161
Exons: 6
Coding region: 159-1739 (526 amino acids)
Biological process (GO): G protein-coupled receptor signaling pathway
Cellular component (GO): membrane; recycling endosome
Molecular function (GO): G protein-coupled receptor activity
Source: RefSeq, a predicted model, not a curated record
GCAGCUGCUCCGGCCCUCUCUCUUGGCGGCGGCUGUGGGGGGUCCGGGGCGCUGUAACCCGAAACCUCCCGCCCCUGAGUGCAGCGAAGGCGGCGGGGGAAGGAGGAAGCGGCUCGGCCCGGCCCGGCGCUGCCCAGCAUGUACUGUCUGCUCUGUCAAUGUGCGCUCUGACAAUGAGCAUCAACUCCUCCCUCAGCAAUGGGAAGGGCCUGAGAAACCUCACAGCGCAGGAAGACGGGGCAGUCAGAGUUACCGAGUCGAUUGCUAUUAUCGUCAUUGCUAUUUUCAUCUGCCUGGGCAACUUGGUGAUUGUCAUCACCCUCUAUCGGAAGUCUUACCUCCUUACGCUGAGCAACAAGUUUGUGUUCAGUCUGACACUGUCCAACUUCCUUCUGUCCGUCCUGGUGCUUCCUUUUGUCGUCACCAGCUCCAUCAGGCGGGAAUGGAUCUUUGGAGUAGUUUGGUGCAACUUUUCUGCCCUGCUCUAUAUGCUGAUCAGCUCGGCCAGCAUGCUAACUCUUGGUCUCAUUGCUAUAGAUCGGUACUAUGCUGUCUUAUAUCCAAUGGUGUAUCCAAUGAAGAUUACAGGAAACAGAGCAGUUGUAGCCCUUGUGUAUGUGUGGUUACACUCCCUCAUUGGCUGCCUUCCUCCUCUCUUUGGCUGGUCUUCCUUGGAGUUCGAUCAGUUCAAAUGGAUGUGUGUGGCUGCGUGGCAUAAGGAGGCAGGCUACACAGCCUUUUGGCAGAUCUGGUGUGCUUUGCUGCCCUUCCUGGUUAUGAUGAUCUGCUACGGAUUCAUAUUUCGUGUGGCUAGGAUUAAAGCGCGCAAGAUUCACUGCGGUAGCGUGGUCAUUGUAGAGGAGGACACUCAGAGGAAUGGGAGAAAGAACUCUAGCACCUCCACCUCCUCUUCGGGCAGUCGAAGGAAUGCUUUCCAAGGGGUUGUCUACUCAGCCAAUCAGUGCAAAGCUUUCAUAACCAUCUUGGUUGUCAUUGGUGCUUUUGUGAUCACAUGGGGGCCCUAUAUGGUAGUAAUUACAUCAGAAGCACUUUGGGGGAAAAAUAGCAUUUCUCCUGCUCUGGAGACAUUAGCAACAUGGUUAUCUUUUUCAAGUGCCAUUUGCCAUCCACUGAUUUAUGGACUCUGGAACAAAACAGUGCGCAAAGAACUAUUAGGAAUGUGUUUUGGGGACCGGUAUUACCGGGAGUCAUUUGUUCAGCGUCAUAGGACAGCCAGAUUAUUCAGCAUUUCCAAUAGGAUCACAGAUCUGGGACUAUCUCCCCAUCUUACAGCUCUCAUGGCAGGUGGGCGACCUUUAGGACACAGCAGCAGCACAGGGGACACUGGUUUCAGCUGCUCUCAGGAUUCAGGGACAGAUGUGAUGCUGCUUGAGGAUUAUAGUUCGGAUGGCGCUCAUCACCCACAUUGCGUUUAUCCCUAUCGACGGAGGAGUUCGGUGACAUUCGAAGACGAAGUGGAGCAAAUCAAAGAAGCUGCAAAGAAUUCCGUUCUUCAUGUAAAAGCUGAAGUCCAUAAAUCUCUGGACAGUUAUGCAUCCAGUUUAGCCAAAGCUAUUGAAGCUGAUGUGAAAAUUAGCUUGUUUGGAGAAGAUGCUUUACCAGGAUCUUUGUUUCCUUCGCGGACUAUACCAGGCGGCAAUGUGAGUGCACGGCGUGGUGGCAGAGCCCAGGCUGGCCAAAGACUUCAGCUUCAAAGCAUCGAUGAAGGGAAUAUUUGAGAAGAGCGCUGAACUAGAAGAAACCACUAAGUAGGACCCAGUCUAGUAAUAAUUAUUGUAAAAGAAGCAGAGUAUUCAGAAUGGCUUAACUUCAGUGUUUUAGUCAAGAACACUUGAAAAUACCUGAAUACUUGUCUUUAAAUACAUACAUCUACAUUUUAGAACAGUAUUUACUUACUGUUCAGGAUACUGUAGAUGUGUUUGUGUAAUGUUUUUAUCCAUUAUACAGCACAUAAAAACAUAGGAUUUGCCUUACUGGACCAAACCACUGGUCCAUCAGAUCAAGUAUCCUUCAGUGGCCAAUUCCUGAUAUUUCAUAGGAAAGCAAAACAAACAAACAAACAAACAAAAAAACCCAUGCAGCAUUAUACAUGGUGUUGUAGAGAUUUUUUCCUGACCCAUGGGGCUAUCAAUGUAAUCCCUAAAAGAGGAGAUUUGAUGGCUCUACUUACUGGAAACUUUAUACACAGUGUUAUUUUGGAGAACUGUAAAAAAAUGACAGGAGCAUGGAUUUAACUAAAGCACAAAAUCUGAGCUUAGUUUUCAGAUUUCCAGGAUCCCUUUCAUCCAAAUUACUGUCCUGCUCACCUUUGGUGGUGGAUUAAAUUUUUGACUGUUCAGUCGUGGGAAUGCUAAAUAUGAGGCCAUAUUUAUUGCUUUUGUUCCACUGGACAAACGUUUUACUACAGAAAGCAGAUACAUCAUUCUCACAUGUAUAAUGGGUAGAGGCAGACAAGCACCGGAAAGAUGGCAGAAAUGGUUGUAGAAGAUGGACAUGCAGAUUUUGUUUGGGGUUUUUUAGUUCUCAAUGAGAAUUACGAUUUGCUUUCCUUGUUUUGUUUUUACAGAGGCAUUGUACAGCCACUAAGAUUAAACAAGGAUGAGAUAGAACAUAAAUACUGUAUUGCCACUUAAUAUUGACGUUAUACAGGUUUCAUCCUUUAUACACAGAAAAGCUUGGUGAGUUAGAUUUUUACAAAGGAGUACGUCUUUUUGUGUUGUUAAAGCAAUAACUACCUCAGUGCAAGUAUUUCUUGGAGUUUAACUCAUUAAAUCUUAAAAUAACAAUUUUUAGCACUUAUAUAGCACUUUUCAUGUUCCAAGCGCUGUACAAACAUGAAUUAAUCUUUAUAGCCCCCUAGCCCUGAGCGGCAGGUAGGUGGGUAAGCAGCAUCAUUCCCAUUUUUGCUGAAGCAUUAUUAAAGUGAAGGGCCAAGUUUGUCCAGAAGUGCUCACUCGUUUUGUGUGACUCAGUUUUUGAGUGCCCACGUGGUAGCUGCAGGUGCUCAAAACCUCUGAAAAUCAGGGACAAUCUCACUUUGGGCACUUAAAACCUGAGAAUUACAGAGCUCUUGUGACAAUUUGGCUGUGUGUGACUUACCAAGGCCAUAGACAGAAUAUCAGAGGGUAAAAUCUCUGGAUUUCAUGAAACUCAAACCCGUUCUUAAACCACUAGAUCACCCCUUUCUCUGGCCCCAGUUCAAAAAAGCAUUCAAGCACAUGCGUAAAUCCAUCUCUAUUCAGCAAUGCACUUAACUCAUGGCUAACUUAAGUACUUGCUUAUGUCCCAUUGAAGUCAAUGGGAUUUAAGUGUAUGCUUGAAAUUAAACGUGAUUUGCUGAAUAAAGAUGGACUGUUGAAUUGAGACUUCUACAAUCCACAAAAUUGGGUGUUUUGCAUAGUUACAAAAUAUUCAGGAAUGAAAUAGUUAAUAAUAAUGGAUUGUGAGGAGCUGAUGGCCUGAAAAGUAGCCUAGUGACCCCAGUCACUCAUUCAUUUUACUUUAUUUAAUUUUUCAGUGCAUAAAAUGUAUCUUUUGACAGCUCUUGGCACAUGUCCAAGAAUCUAUAAUCCCAUCAAUUGCCAGGAAAUGCCCUGCACCGAGGUCAUUAUUGCCACUGUAAAAUGAAUAUGCAGGGAGAAAGCUAGGCCACUGGAUUUCUUUUCACGGGUGAUGCUGUUUUAAUUGCUGUCUAUAUGAACACACACACGGUAUAAUAGCUCAUCAGAUUGUUAGAAACAAUUUCUUAAUGUUCCACUUAUUUUGUAACCCUUGCAAAACAAGUUGACCAAAAAUGCCAUUGAAGGAAAAGGGAACAAGGAGCCUGAAUUAAAGGGACAACCAUGGGAUAGUUUGGAUGGAUUGGGUUCGCUCUUAUUCACCAUUAGGUUGCGUUGAAGUAAUUGUCAAGAUUUUGUCUCAAAGGCAUAGGGGGGAAAACCCCCAAGCACAUAUGAAAGCACAAAACUGUUAGCAUUACAUAAAGAGCACCUUACCCACCAAGGCACUGAUUGAAAUUCAGCCCCCCGGGAAGGUCUGAGGAGUUGCACCUGCUUACACCAGGGUUGAAUUUGGCUCACUGUGUUAAUUUCACUAACAUAUUAUUAGUAAUAUAUUUACUAAAUAAUUUAUUUACUAAAUGAAACACAUCUUACACCCUCCCCAUAAUGCUGUUGUUGUUAUCAGUGUUUUCUAGUUUGAGGUGUUGUUAGAGAAAUAACUAAUUAAGAAACACACACAUUUUACAAAGUUGUAUUCAAAGUACAAGGAAGUGCAUUGUUUCUAGAUAGUGAAGGGGAGCGGUUUUGUUUCAUUCUUCAACCUGAGUGAAGUGCCCCUUCUUUAAUUCUUUAAUUUUUGAUAAUCAAAGGUGUUACUAAUUACAUAAAAAGAUCAGGAGUCCUUGUGGCACCUUAGAGACUAACAAAUUUAUUUGAGCAUAAGCUUUCAUGGGGCUGUAGCCACAAGUACUCCUGUUCUUUUAGCAGAUACAGACUAACACGGCUGCUACUCUGAAACUAAUUACAUAGCAGAGGAAUUUUUUUAAAAUCUCAACAAUGUGCCAUUAAGAAAGUCAUAGUUCAAGACUAAAACAAAAGCAUGGAACAUAUUGCAUAAGGCUGCAACCAUGUCCUUAGUUCUCCAGUAUUACUUAAAAGUAAAAAGAUAUAUUGGACUUGGAAAAGGGUCAGAAAAAGGCAACAAAAAUGAUUAGGGGUAUGGAACGGCUUCCAUAUGAGGAGAGAUUAAUAAAACUUGGACUUUUCAGCUUGGAAAAGAGACGACUAAGGGGGGAUAUGAUAGAGGGCUACAAAAUCAUGACUGUUGUGGAGAAAGUAAAUAAGGAAGUGUUAUUUACUCCUUCUCAUAACACAAGAACUAGGGGCCACCAAAUGAAAUUAAUAGGCAGCAGAUUUAAAACAAACAAAAGGAAGUAUUUUUUCACACAGUGCACAGUCAACCUGUGGAACUCCUGGCCAGAGGAUGUUGUGAAGGCCAAGACUAAAACAGGGUUCAAAAAAGAAGUAGAUAAAUUCAUGGAGGAUAGGUUCAUCAAUGGCUAUUAACCCGGUGAGGAUAGGCAGCAAUUAUGGUCAGGUUUGUUCCAUGAGGAGGGUGCGUUUUUAGACACCCCGCCCCCCUUGGAACAGGCUUUUCUAACUUUAAAAAAAAAAAAGACCCAUUGCUACAGAUUCUACUUUUAGUUAAUUUCCUGUCAAGAAACUUGAUUGGUUUCAAUGGAGUUAAUGCAGAUUUACACCAAUGUUAGUGGGAUCAGAAUCUCACCCAAUAACUCUAAAGUUUGAGUCAUCGUUUCCAUAAGAAUAUGACAUCUUUUCCUCCUCCUCUCAUUCCUCAAAUAAUACAAAUCAGCAAGUAACAAAUUAGGUGUGUCAUAUUAGGCAUGUGUUUUCAUCCAUUAUUAUAGACCAGGGGUAGGCAAACUUUUUGGCCCGAGAGAGCCAUCUGGGAAUAGAAAUUGUAUGGCGAGCCAUGAAUGCUCACAAAAUUGGGGUUGGGGUGUGGUAGGGGCUGCAGGGUCUGGUUGCGGGUGCGGGCUCCAGGGUGGGACCAGAAAUGAGUCAUUCAGGGUGUUGGAGGGGGCUCUUGGCUUGGGUGGGGGAAUUGGGUGCGGAGCAGGUGUGCGGACUCUGGGGUGGAAUCGAGGAGUUCGGAGGGCAGAAGGGGAAUCAGGGCUGGGGCAGGGUUCUGGGGUGUGGGAAGGGGUGCAGGCUCUGGCUGGGGGUGCGGGCUCUGGCGUGAGGCUGGGAAUGAGGGUUUUGGGGUGCAGGAAGGUGCUCCAGGCUGGGAUCGAGGGGUUCGGGGGGCAGGAGGGAGAUCAGGGCUGGGGCAGGGGAUUAGGGCGCGGGAAGAGGCUCAUGGGUACAGGCUCUGGGUGGUGCAUAUCUCAACCAGCUCCCGGAAGCAGCGGCCAUGUCUCCGCUCUGGCUCCUAUGCGGAGCUGUGGCCAGGCGGCUCUGCGUGCUGCCCCAUCCGCAGGCACUACCCCUGCAGCUCCCAUUGGCUGCAGUUCCCGGCCAAUAGGCACUGCGGGGGUGGCGCUUGGGGCAGGGGCAGCGCGCAGAGUGGAGCCCCCUGGCUGCCCCUACACAUAGGAGCCAGAGCGGGGUCAUGCCGCUGCUUCCUGGAGCCGUGUGGAGCAGCCCCCGACCCUGAUCCCCAGCUGGAGUGCCGGAACGGGGCAAGCCCCAGACCCCGCUCCCCAGUGGGAACUCGAGGGCCGGAUUAAAACGGCUGGUGGGCCGAAUCUGGCCCGCAGGCCGUAGUUUGCCCACCCCUGUUAUAGACAAAGGGGAAAAUUCUGUCCUUAGUUACACUGUUGUAAAUCCGUGGAAGUCAGUGGGGCUAUAUCAGCGUAUAACUGAGAGCAGAAUUUAGCACAAAGCAUGCAUAUGUUCAUAUCCCUUCUCCAUCUGGCCCCUUCCCCAAUUAAUACUGAAAAAUUUAUGAAUAUGUUGAUCACAAACUUUAAUUGUUUUGUUCUAUUAUAUAUUUAAUUUCAGUUUACUAUGAGAGUAGUUCUUUAGUGUGGAACAGUACUUUAUAUUUGUGAUAAAUGUGUUAAAAAAAAAAACAUACGCCCCCUGUUUGAAACCUUUCUGCAGAGAAAAGCAGAUAUUCUUAGCAUUUACUUCUAUCCCACUGGAAUAAAUCAGAGGUAACACCAUUGAAGUCAAUGGAGUUACACUGAUGCAAAAAGAGAAUCGGGCUCUAAAUACUAUAUUUUUAAAAAAAAGUUUGAUCAUUUCAAAUCAAAGGAGCUAUUCUGACUGUAGAUUUAUGGAAGUAAGAGGACAAUCUAAAAUAGCUGUAAUCAUGGUUGGCAAAUGCUAACACAUUUUUGUGUAAUUUUCAUGGUACUGUAUGUUAUUACGAGGCACAGGAUUGUGUAACUGAAAUAAUAUUCUGACUAAAGAAUAUUUUGGUAUUUUUAUAUUCAUUUUGUAUUCCCCUGCCCCCUAACGCUAAAUGUUAAAAUGGAUACAUUGACUUCUUUGUUAAUACUUUGAAAAAUAAAAAUGGAUGUACAC